AUGUCUACAGCACCGUCUGCUGCCUCUUCGUCAGCGCUCACAACCACAUCCGCCGCACCGGCACUGCCUGACCGUCCAUCCACGCUCAGCUCCACAGCCGCGGGUACAGGCGCGUACGGCGCUUCUGCGUACAACUCUCCCUAUCGCUCCACCGUUGGCGGUCUCGGCUCCACCUACGGCGGUAUGGGCUCGACAUAUGGCACAUCGUAUGGCUCACCUUACUCUAGAUACGGUGGGAUGAGCAGCAUGGGUGGUAUGGGUUAUGGCGGAUACGGUGGCUACGGCAGCUACGGAGGGUACGGCGGCGGAUAUGGAGGCUACGGAGGGUAUGGAAUGGGCAUGGGAAUGGGCAUGGGCAUGGGUGGUAUGCCAGGGAUGCCAGGUCAGCCGGGCGAUGUCUCGUUGACCCAACGCAUGGAGUCAGGCACGCAAGCUACGUUUGAACUCAUCAGCAGCAUCGUCGGCGCAUUCGGAGGAUUUGCUCAGAUGCUCGAGAGUACCUUCAUGGCGACGCACAGCAGCUUCUUUGCCAUGGUCGGCGUGGCGGAUCAGUUUGCGAGUCUGCGCAACUACCUCGGUCAGGUGCUUAGCAUCUUUGCGCUCGCUCGCUACCUCAAGAACUUGGGACUGCGAUUGGUCGGCAAGGCACCCGCGGUCGAGCUGGAUGCUCGCGAAUUCAAAGAAUUUGCCGCGCACGGUGCCAACGCUCAACCGGGCAACAAGGCGGCUCGCCCCAGCAAGCGUCCGCUCAUCGUCUUCUUCAUGGCGGUCAUCGGUCUUCCGUACCUCAUGGGCAAGCUCGUGCGUUUCAUCACCGCAAAGCAGGAGGCAGAACGACAGCGUCUCGAGCAGCAAGGUCAAAACCCAGGCCAGCUCGGCAUGCUGCCAGGACAGCAAGGUGGUGGUAUGAUCUCGGCAAACGGCGAGGCUAACGGAGAAGCCAUCGAUCCGAGCAAGCUCAGCUUCGUGCGCGCUCUGUACGCCUACCCUGCGGCAGACCCGUUGGAGCUGAGUCUGCAGCCGAACGACAUCGUAGCCGUGCUCAGCAAGCACGACCCGCAGACGGGCGCCGAGAGCGCGUGGUGGAGAGGUAGGACCAGAGACGGAAGGAUCGGUUGGUUCCCCAGCACCUAUGUCGAGUCGCUCGAGUCGGCCAAAGAGCGCGCUGCGAAAGCGUCAGCGGCUGGGACCACGUCGACGAAAGCAGCAGAGUCGAACGAAAAGGCUGCAGCACCAAAACCUGCUGCUGCUGCUGUCAAGGCGACAUCGUAA
Pseudozyma hubeiensis SY62 is the source of this 1272-nucleotide messenger RNA. RefSeq lists its product as hypothetical. Gene Ontology annotation, cellular component: peroxisome; peroxisomal membrane; peroxisomal importomer complex. Lineage: Eukaryota; Fungi; Basidiomycota; Ustilaginomycetes; Ustilaginales; Ustilaginaceae. The coding region runs from base 1 to 1272 and encodes 423 amino acids. Gene Ontology annotation, molecular function: protein binding. The record is from RefSeq and is a predicted model, not a curated record. Gene Ontology annotation, biological process: protein import into peroxisome matrix, docking. The transcript has a single exon.